AUGCUUCUGUAAAUAGAUCAUAUUGUAAUCGCGUUCACUUCAGCGUGCUUCGUCCCAGCGCGAGGAGCGUUGCUAGUCUCAGUCUGCGUGCGUUUAGGUUUUUUAGAUCUCAGUGAUGAAUGUUGAUCAGGACAGGCCAUAUGUGUGCACUGCUCCUGGAUGCUCACAGCGCUUCCAAAGAGAAGAUCACCUAAUUAUUCACAGACACAAACAUGAGAUGACCCUUAAAUUCCCUUCUAUUAAGUGUGACAGUGUGCUGUCAGAUCAGACUCCAACUCCGACCCGUUUCUUACAGGACUGUGAGGAAGUGGGCCUCUUUACUGACCUGGAGCUUAACCAAUCACAGGCAGAAGAGACCAGAACGAACUUUGCUGCGCAGGCGCCAGGUCAGAACCAGCCUCACACUGAAACACAGCCUCAGCAGAGUCAACAUCAUCAGUUUCAACCUCAGCAACAGCAGCAGUGCGCUCUGGCUCAUCUCAACCAGAACCGACUCCACACACAUAGCUCACAGCCUCAGUCUCAAUGCACUGCCACAUACUCCACUUCAAAUAAACAAUCUGCACCCAGCUGUCUGCACAGCAGACAGACAAAUGCUUUGCCUGGGACAUCAGCCGUGAAUAUGGAGGCACAGUUGUCAAUAAACUCUAGCAUGAUUGGCAUACCAGGCCCCGCCCCCUCUGGCUCAUGCUCCUCCCUUCAGCAUGAAAUAUCCACAGUGUUACGUGACAAUGAUGUUGACAGUUACCCCAGGAGCCAUUCUGACCCAUCUCUCCCCAUCUCUAAUCCUUCAAAGGUCAUGCCAGCCCACAGCCAACCUGUGGUUUCCAAUGGCAGUCAGAAUCCUCUUUGCCACAUGAUGGAGAUGAUGUUGUCACAGCAGCACCCAUUGUCCCAUUUGCAAUCCGCAUCUCGUCAUCACGCAUACCAGCAGCACUGCCACAGCCAAUCACCGCAAAGACUUGCACAUCAACAUCAAAGCCAAGACCAAUCACAUCACAGUCACGCUCACCAUUCUCCACCUGCUCCUUUGCAUCCUGGCUCCACCCACCAGACCGCCCCUCCCCUUUCACAUCAGCCGAUACCAACACAGAUGUCGUCCACACCAAAACAGACCCCCUGCCCGCAAUCUCCUCCACAGCCGUCCACAGCCAGACGCCGGCGGACAGCAAUGGAAGACCCAGAUGAGCGCAGACGGAAGUUUCUGGAGAGAAACAGAGCUGCCGCCACACGGUGCAGACAGAAGAGAAAGGUCUGGGUGACGUCACUGGAGAGGAAGGCAGAAGAACUUACACACACUAACUUACAGCUGCAGAAUGAAGUGACAUCACUCAGGACAGAAGUCACUCAACUGAAGCAAAUUCUUCUUGCACAUAAAGACUGUCCUGUCACUGUGAGACAGAGAGAAACACAGACUGGAGUAGGUAGUCCAACAGGAAGUCCUGUCCAGCAACAUGCCAUCCAACACAACAGCAUCUCAACAUCAAAUUCGACUUUACCACACACUCACCUCCCCCCACACUCACACCCCACUAACAAUACACAACUAUAGCAUGCUUCUACAUGGACAGAAACCGAUGAGAACACAAAAUUCAACCCUUCUUUAGAGCCAUAUAGUCAGGGCACCUAUGACUAAGCAGGUACCCAUCAGUGCAAAAUCAAAACUGAACAGCAAAAUGUUUUAAACUUGGAUUUAUAACUAAAAGGGAAUAUAUGCAUUACAUAUAUGUCUGAAAUGUCUGAAUAGAAUAAUUAAAUUAAAAGUCUGUUUAUAUCUCUGGCCCUUGACAUCUCCGGUAAUCGGUUUUCUUUUACCUCACUGUGAUUUAGUAUAGUGCUGGAAAGUCUUUUAGCCUCACUAAAUUUAGUUUUCUUAUUUUUAAACCUGUCUCUCACCCUCUUUGUACCUCUUUUUCUGUCUUCUCACACUCUUCCUCAUGCUUUGUUAUAGUUGAUCUUUCUCAGGGACUCUCAUCUAGUUUUACUCCUAGAGUAUAUGUGCACAUUUGUGUGUAUAUGUGUGUUAUGUUUUGUUUUUGGCCACUGUCAGUGUAAACGCUUUGAUAGCUUCAGUGACAGCUGUGUGUGCGCCAAAUCCUGAAACUAAUGGCAAGGCCGUGUGAAAUGCAUUGAAUCAGGGCAGUUGUAAAUUUGUAAUUGUAAAUAGGAUUCUCUAGUUUUAUAAAUUUAUGAUGAUGCAGCUAAAGCUGAUUGUUACUUGUUUGUCUUCGCUGUAAAUAUUAUUAGAGGCCUCUUGGUGAAUUAUCAGGUAUCACAUUACCUACGAAAUUAAGAGUAUCACAAGUGAAUUUGGGAUUUAUAGAAUAACAUGCAGCUUGUUUUAUAAAGACCGAGCCAACAUCAAAUGAUGUAUAGGAAUGACAGUAAAGGAAUCAUGCAUUAGUAAUCGCACUCAUGGCACUCUGAAUGUCUUACAGUAUUCUCCUAAAACAAUACAGCAUAGCAAUCAUGUCACACUAACUGGCUCAGUGACAAUCAAAAUGUCAAUACUGACUUUUCCUGGAAAUAACAUGCAAGCAUGUGUACCAUCUCUGAUUUAUAAAAAAUUGCUUAGGUAAAGAAUUUAUAUGGUUAUACAUUCUGUGUAAAAUGGAAUUAUGAUUCUGGACAUAAAAAGAAUGUUUGUACACUCUGCAGGUUUAAACUGUUUUAUGCAUGUACAAUUUGUUUUUAUAUUUAUCUAUUUUUGUACACAUUUGUGGCCAUUUUGAAUUAAAAGCACUUAAUAUCUGUA
This is a messenger RNA of Carassius carassius (crucian carp), 2755 nucleotides long. RefSeq names its product cyclic AMP-responsive element-binding protein 5-like. The coding region runs from base 116 to 1552 and encodes 478 amino acids. Gene Ontology annotation, molecular function: DNA-binding transcription factor activity, RNA polymerase II-specific; cAMP response element binding. Gene Ontology annotation, biological process: regulation of transcription by RNA polymerase II. The transcript has 11 exons. Lineage: Eukaryota; Metazoa; Chordata; Actinopteri; Cypriniformes; Cyprinidae. The record is from RefSeq and is a predicted model, not a curated record.